This is a messenger RNA of Jaculus jaculus (lesser Egyptian jerboa), 1096 nucleotides long. It is a transcript of the gene Ddrgk1, whose product is annotated as DDRGK domain containing 1. The record is from RefSeq and is a predicted model, not a curated record. NCBI's taxonomy places the organism in Eukaryota, Metazoa, Chordata, Mammalia, Rodentia, Dipodidae. The transcript is spliced from 9 exons. The coding region runs from base 43 to 966 and encodes 307 amino acids.
GCCUCGAGGUGGCCUCGCGGGUGGAGCUGGGAGGCUGUUGUCAUGGUGGCGCCCGUACUGUACUUAGCGGCGGCGGCUCUCCUUGUCGGCCUUAUUCUCUUCCUGACCCGCCGUCGAGGUCGGGCGGUAGCAGCUGGCCAAGAACCGCUGCACAAUGAGGAAGAGCCAGUCUUGGCUGCCCAGUCUGAGGAGCAGAGAGCUGGCAGGCCCAGGCGCCGGAGGGACCUAGGCACUCGCCUACAGGCCCAGCGUCGAGCCCAGAGGGUGGCCUGGGCAGAAGUGGAUGAAAAUGAGGAAGCAGCUGUUAUUCCAGCCCAGGAGGAAGCAGAUGACGUUGAGAAGCCAGUGGAAACUCACCUGACAGGGAAAAUUGGAGCCAAGAAACUACGAAAGCUGGAGGAGAAACAGGCUCGAAAAGCACAGCGUGAGGCAGAGGAGGCCGAACGAGAGGAACGUAAACGCCUGGAGUCUCAGCGUGAAGCAGAAUGGAAAAAGGAGGAAGAGAGGCUUCGGCUGGAGGAAGCACAGAAGGAAGAGGAGGAAAGAAAGGCCCAGGAGGAGCAGGCCCGGAAGGAGCACGAGGAAUACCUGAAAAUGAAGGAGGCGUUUGUGGUGGAAGAGGAAGGUGUGGGCGAGACAAUGACUGAGGAAGAGUCCCACAGCUUCCUCACAGAAUUCAUCAACUACAUUAAGCAGUCCAAGGUUGUGCUUUUGGAAGAGCUGGCUUCUCAAGUGGGCCUGAGGACUCAGGACACGAUAAACCGCAUCCAGGACCUGCUGGCUGAGGGGACUCUAACAGGUGUGAUUGACGACCGGGGCAAGUUCAUCUACAUAACCCCAGAGGAACUGGCUGCAGUGGCCAAUUUCAUCCGACAGAGGGGCCGGGUGUCCAUCACUGAGCUUGCUCAGGCCAGCAACUCCCUCAUCGCUUGGGGCCGGGACCCAUCUGCCCAGGCCCCAGCUUGACCCCAGCCCUUCCCUCUUGUAAGGUGUUUGUAAGGCUGGUGUGGCCUACAUACAUCAUCAUCUCUCCUUGCCAUACUGGAGCAGGAUGGAAUUUGGUUAGGAAGUUGUGGAUUAAAGGCCUAUAAACCCU